This is a messenger RNA of Impatiens glandulifera, 1042 nucleotides long. RefSeq names its product myb family transcription factor PHL5-like. Lineage: Eukaryota; Viridiplantae; Streptophyta; Magnoliopsida; Ericales; Balsaminaceae. The record is from RefSeq and is a predicted model, not a curated record. The coding region runs from base 77 to 1006 and encodes 309 amino acids. The transcript has 7 exons. Gene Ontology annotation, molecular function: DNA-binding transcription factor activity; DNA binding.
UUUAGUUUUUCCAUGUUCUUUGUUUUAACUAAGACAAUAAGAUAAUAACUCACCUGGUUUUUUCUUCUACUUGUAAAUGAAGAGCCAAAAGCUUAGCUGCCAGGAGAUUGUUCAAUCAAGCCACGGGUUGGCAUAUAACUGCAGUCCGCAAUUUGGAAUUCAAUCACCAACGGGGGAUAGUUCACACUAUCAGAACUUUGGCCUUGAUCAAAUUGGAGUGCCAGAUUACCAUAUGGAUUUUCAAGCAGUAAAUCCAAGAUUUCCCAGCCAGAUUUACAAGAAUUGUGACCAGCAGACCACCAAUAGUCAUUCUUCAGGAGAUAGCUUCGGUAUUAUUGAUAUGUCAAGGCAUGUUGAUUCCAACGGCUAUGGCAAAAAUCACUACUUCAGCUCAUCUGAAAGAUCUUACGCAAUUCCAUGCUAUAAUGUUACAGAAAGGGAACGCCUUUCCCAGUUGAAAAGGAAGUUCCUGGAUUCAUCGGUUAAGGAGAACCUGACUGGUUCACAAUUUGUACACUGGAAUCAAUCACCUAGACCUCAUGGAUGUUCUGCUUCAGCAGGUAACUCUGUCUGCACAGAUUCUGCAGGUGCCAGCAAAACAAGAAUCCGGUGGACUCAAGAUCUUCACAAUCGUUUUGUUGAGUGCGUAAAACGUAUUGGUGGGGCAGAAAAAGCUACACCAAAGGCCAUACUCAAUCUGAUGGACUUGGAAGGAUUGACAAUAUUUCAUGUCAAAAGUCAUCUGCAAAAGUACCGAACAGCCAAGUAUAUGCCAGAAGCAAUAGAAGGGAAGUAUGAAAAAGGGGCAAGAAUGGCUGAUGUGUCACAAGCAGAUGCGAAAAAUGGUACUCAAAUUAGAGAGGCGUUGAAACUGCAGCUAGAUAUCCAGAGGCGUCUUCAUGAACAACUAGAGAUUCAAAGGAACCUGCAGCUACGGAUUGAAGAACAAGGGAAGCAACUUAAGAUUAUGUUUGAUCAGCAUGGAAGAUCAAAUGAAAGGGUCUAAUGAGAUACACAAUUCAAAUCAAGAUCAUGUAUAGAA